CGCUCGUAGGACAGGUCACAGCUGAGCCGAUGAGAUCAUGGAGGCUGAGGUCGGACGGGAUACGGCCAACAGGACUGCUCGGUGAUGGAGAGCUGCCUGUCCGAAUUCACGAUGUCCUACAGUAUAGCUGAAAAUACAAGACAUCCUGCCAAUGUUUCUAGGAGCCCCACUGCCAACAGUCUCCACUUCUUUCUUCGAAGAAGACUAAAUCCAGCUCAGUCUCUACACAGUCGGAUAUGGACUAGUGAAAAGUUUUGGCCAUUAAGUGCUCUUUAUUAUUCCUGUUGCUUGUUCUUAUUCCAUCAACUAUUUCCUUCCAGAUUUUAUAUUUUACAAUAAAAUUAUGCCUUUAAACAUAAGAGCCAAGCCCUCACACAGCAAGCUGACUGCUGCUGCAAAGAGUAGUGGGCACAACGAUGGCAGCACAUCUCAAUCACGCUUUCAGAGGUCUGCAAAACAAGGAAAAGGCAAACAGGCUGUCACAUCAGGUCCUGGGUACCGCUCAGGACUUGAGCCUGGCUCUGUGUCAAGCGGUGGGCCUCCACCGGCAGCUAAACUGACCGGGGCACAAGGUGCAGCUUCAAAGCCGGGUUCGAGAAUCAAAAUCAGUACAUCAGCAGCAGAAAAAGGCUCAGCUCGUGGUUCAGCAACAGCUCCGGGGGGUAAAACCCUGUCCAUGGAGAACAUCCAGUCCCUAAGUGCUGCAUAUGCCACUUCUGGAACCAUGUAUCCCAGUGAGCGGGAGUCCUUGGAACCUUCCGGUGGGUACCCAAAAGGCACCAUGACGUUAGGCCGGAGUACCAAACGCUCAUCUUACAGCAGUCGCACAAUAGGUAGUGGAAGCACCCCAAACAUCACAGCCUCUGGUAUGCAUCACAUAUCAGACUCAUGUGGAGACCAAACUGUAGUUUGCACAGGAACUUCCAGUUUGCGCCGGCAGUCAGGAAGAUGCACCCAAACAGUGGAUUCAGCUGAUCGAGGAGAUGCUUCCACUUACGAUCUCCAGGCUAUGCUGAGGGAUCUGCAGAGGGAAAAUGAAAGUCUCCGGAGAGAAUUGGACGGAGGAAGGGAUGGAAAGACAGGCUAUGGCACGAAUAGUGUUAAUUUCUGGAGCCCGGAUGUUAAGAGAGACAAGGGGAGUAGGCGUGAAGAGGGAGUAAGGACACCAGCUCUGAGGGAGCCAUGCAGGGUGAACCAAGAAGAUAUACAGCUGGGAGAUAUGAGAAGAAACAAGCAGCUUCCCUUGACAGUGCAGGAGCUACAGGAGGAGCUGAGAGCUCACAGAGAAACAAACAGUCGUCUGCGGCAACAACAGCAGCAGGGCAACUCCUACCGAGAACACCAUAUGGACCAGGAGCUCAGAGGGGCGAUCAGCCCUGGACACAGUCCCAGACAAAGUCCUGUAAACCUGCACAGUCCCAGAGCAAAGAACAGUCCCAAAGCCAGCCCGUCUAACACCUACAAUCCAAGGCAACAAGAGGCUGACAUCAUCAUUCACAGUCCUGGCUAUGGGUGUAACACAUUGACAGCCACACAGAGACUUAGCCCAGCCAACACCCUUCAGCCUGGCCAGAGGUAUAGUCCAAACCAGUCUCUCUACAGCCCCAGUCAAGGCCCAGGAGUAGUGCCCAGCUCUAGCCCCUGUCGUCCCUGUAGCCCCUGUCAGGUGCCCGGGUGUGAUGGCUUUUCCUCACCUCCUCCUCAGGAUUCAACAGAGGAAAACUUCUUCCGACUGCAGUCAGAACAUGAGCGUCAAGCCAGCGAGCUGUCUCUGCUGAGGAAGACUAUGGAGGAGAUGGAGAUGAGGAUCAACUCCCAGAAGCAGACACUGGGGGCACGAGAUGAGAGUAUUCAGAGGCUGCUGGAGAUGCUUCAGGGUCAAGGACAUGGAGAACGGGCACAUCGGACAGGCAUAAUUGCCAUGGCAGCGAAGGAGGCUGAUGCCCACUUGGAGAGCAUGCAUUUGAGAGAGAACACAAACCCAUCGUUCUGUUUUGAUCCUGAUGUUAUCUGGCAGGACACCAAGAUUUCUUCCCUGGAAAGAAACAUCAGAGACUUAGAGGAUGAGGUCCAGAUGCUAAAAACCAAUGGCCUGUUGCACCCUGAUGACAGGCACGAUGAACUCAAGCAGGUGGAAGUCUACAAGAGCCACUCUAAAUUUAUGAAAACUAAGAUAGAGCAGAUGAAACAGGAGCUGAGCAGAAAGGAGUCGGACAUGCAGGCUCUGCAAACCAAGCUAGAAACGUUGACCAACCAGAACUCGGACUACAAGCAACACAUCGAGGUGCUUAAAGAGUCACUCAGUGCCAAAGAGCAGCGCGCAAACACUCUGCAGACAGAGGUGGAUGCUCUGCGAGUGCGCCUCGAGGAGAAGGAACAGAUCCUGACUAAAAAGUCGAAGCAACUGCAGGACUUAAGUGAUGAAAAGAGCACACUGACGGGAGAAAUCAGAGAUAUGAAGGACAUGCUGGAUGUCAAGGAGAGAAAAGUGAAUAUCCUACAGAAGAAGAUUGAGAACCUGAUGGAGCAGUUAAAGGAUAAGGACAAACAGCUGGUUGGAUUGAGAGAAAGGGUUCAGGGCCUUCAAACUGACUCAAGUAACACAGACACAGCCCUGGCUACCCUGGAAGAGGCUUUAUCAGAAAAGGAGCGGGUGAUUGAGAACCUCCGGGACCAAAAGGAACGAGAAGACAGGGUGAGGCUUGAAGAGAUGGAGCAGAUGAGGAAGGAGAACCAGGAAUUGAAAGAAAAACUUGCAGCCCUGCAACCCCCAAAACUGUCACAGAGCCAAGUCACUAACUCCAGCUUAAUCCAGAAUCAGAAGCCUGAUGCAGAGGUCCAACCCAAAGUGGAUGGGCUGCCACCAAUGUGCCCUAAGAACCAAAAUCCAGAGGAAACUGUCAGAAUCUGUCCAGACAUCGCAGAUCGUCUGAGACUUCUCGAGCAGGAAGUGGCCCGCUACAGAGAAGAGUCUGGGAACUCCCAGGCUGAGGUGGAGAGGCUAAAGGGAGCACUAAAGGAAGCUGAAGUGGACAAAUCUUUCAAGGAGAAGAAAAUUACUGAUCUUGAGAGACCUGGGCAAAUCAAGUCUCCAAAUAUCCAGAAGCAGAUGGUGCCUGGUGAGAUCCGGAAAGAGGCCUUGGCAGAUGGACAUCCACAUUCUUUAUCACAGCUUUGCACUUCCCAGGAUGCUAUGCGUGAGACAGCAGAGCGGAUAAUGGAGCUGGAAAAGGCUCUAAGGGAGACCAUGAACACCUCGGCACAUAGGGAGGCUCUCUGGACGCAAGAAGAGGCUGCUCGUGUUCAGGCCCAGAAACAGCUUGAGGAGCUGAUGGGGGCUUUAGAGAAGACACGCCAGGAGCUGGAUGCCACCAAAGUCCGUCUUUCUUCCACUCAGAAGUGCCUACAUGAACGAGAUGGACACCUCAGCCAUCUGCGACAGGAGAGACGCAAACAGCUGGAGGAGAUUCUAGAGAUGAAGCAGCAAGCUUUGCUGGCAGCCAUCAGUGAGAAGGAUGCUAACAUCGCCCUGCUGGAGUUAUCCGCUUCCAAACGAAAGAAAGCCCAAGAUGAGGUGAUGGCUCUGAAGAGGGAAAAGGACAGGCUUAUGCACCAGCUCAAACAGCAGACUCAGAGCAGAAUGAAGUUAAUAUCUGAUAAUUAUGAGGAAGACUACAUCCACCCCCAACAUCAUCCUCAUCAUUUGCACCACAUGCAUCCAGCAAAUUUGCAUCACCGGAGUCUGCCGAGAGGGGACCCCCAUGCCAACCACAGACCUCCGAUGGAUCAGGAUGAUGAAGAGGGAAUAUGGGCCUGAUGAACCCUAUUCAUUGGAACUGGCAUCUCUUUGGUUUCUGUACAAGCUGUUGAAACCUCAGGAAUGGGUCGCUUCAGAUCCCAGGACCAGAGGAUUCAUCCUUGUUUUCAGCCCCUAAUACUUAAAUACGAAAGUGCAACAAAUUUGGCUUUUAAAUGGUUUUAAAUAUCAAUGUCACUGAUAAAAGUCGCAUUCAUGGACAAACACAAUGGAUGGCUGGGGAGCCGAGUUCCUUGUGGAUAAAUCUCCCUUACUGCAAUUCAGUUUUGGCAAGCUUGUUCCUGCCUUCAAUUCCUGGGCUGUUUUCAAUAGACUGGAAGCUGGAAUCGUUUUGCUGUGCCGUGGUGCUACAGAGGCCUGACUUCACAUUAACAAAGAGUCACAACAUUGCUGAUGACUGCAAGGAAAAGCUGAGCGAAAAGAACAACCCCCAAACCCAUACCUGCCCAGGUUUACUUUGCCAGGAAGGUAUUUACUUGGGCAGAUAAAUAUAGGACUUUUGUAAAUAUUACAACAUGGACCUCAAAAUCCUCUAUGUACAGUGCCAAAGGAACUGAUCCAGUCUACUGGGAUGGAUUAAUGAGAUGGGACUGCAACAGAUUCAACAAUCAUCCAAGAUUUUAAUCGCUGAACAAUUUAAAAUUUAAAUUGGGGAACUAUCUUUUACCUGUUAGUCGUACCCCAUGGAGCUUUUAACAUUUUAGUCACAUCAGAACCAAAAACUAAAAUGAUUUUUUUAUGGAGUGCAUAUCUCUGAGGUUUUCUUAAAAGUAUAUUUUUUCUUCUGUGUUUAAAGUUGAAAACACUUUUGAGGUUAUUUCUCUACAAGCUCCAGCUAUUUUUCUUCAAAUAAUAGUUAAACAUCAGUUAGAUCAGAUGGAACAUAUGAGAUAAUAUUGUUUUAGCCAUGGAUAACCAACUGGAUUUAGGUCUUGGCUUUCAGUGGGCCAUUCUAAAGUUAUUUGAUCUAAAUCAGGGGUAUCCUGCAAGUUUUUAGAUUCACCCUUGUGUCAUCACAGCUUAUUCAUAUGCUGCUAUCCUGAUGAUUCACCAAACAGGAAGUGUGUUCAGUGUGAUAUGCAGUGUCAGUGUUCGGCCACUUAAUGCUACGUAGGUAACAAAGUUCUCCUACUCGCUGUCCUAUAGCACAGCGGUCCCCAACCACCGGGCCGCGACUGGUACCGGUCCGUCAGUCUUUUGGUACCGGGCCGCACAGAAAAAAGCAUAUAUAUAUAAACAUUUAUCGACGAUCAGAGUCUGAGUGAUGUUUUAUUUUGAAAAAUAUAAAAAAUUGAGAUAUUCUCUCACAAUUACAUCAGUCGGUGCAUCUGUGCCUCUUGACACUCAUCCUAUCUAUAACGUCCUAUCUUUUUUGAAACGGUUUUUUCUGCGGUUACAGCGACCAAAACAAAGCUACGGAGCAGACUGGACAUCAGGAGCACACUUGAUGGGACCGGCUUGUUGUUUUAUUUUUAUGCUGUUUGUAUUUGAUUUUAUGCCAGUCGUAUCAUUUUACUUGAUCGUAUUUAGCCCCCCUCGGCCGGUCCGUUAAAAUAUUGUCUGACAUAUAGCGGUCCAUGGUGGAAAAAAGGUUGGGGACCGCUGCUAUAGCAUGUGGCAAACAGCACUGCAUAUGUGUUCAUAAAAGGAUCCAAAUGGAAAUAUUUUGAAAUGUUUCCUUGUAACAUGAUGAACAUGUUCAAGAGAUAUAAAUUAUUUUAUAAUGCACUGCAUAAAGGUGAUUCUUGACAUUACCACAAAGAAAAAUUUAACCAACUUACAUUCAAAGUAAGGACAGUUCACUAUUGAGGAAAGUGCAGUGUUUUACAUUUCUCCUGUGUAAUGUUGUGUUUUGUUUGAUUUUCAGUAGUUAAAUAAUCUGAGUGCCACUCUUGUUCUUUUUACAUCAGCUUUGUGUCUUAAGAAGAAUGAUGUAUUUAAUUAUCUAUUUAUUGAUCUUGUAAAUAUCUGUAACUUAUCUAACACUGAAGUGACUUCCAAUUUAAAGAACUGCAGUUUCACUAUACUAAUGUUGAUUUGAGGUGACAAUAGUUGCUGUAUUGUUGACUCAGAAACUUACCACUGUGUAAAUGAUUAAAUAUGUACAGUCGCUGUACAACAUGUGUAGGUGUGUGGGUGUGUGUGUGUGUGUUUAGUUUGGUCCUACUCAUUGAGUUUUAAUGAAUGUGAAUGUCUGGGGGUAACAAUGUUCACCCUUUGCUCAUUCCAC
Messenger RNA from Cyprinodon variegatus (sheepshead minnow), 6047 nucleotides. Its product is annotated as ERC protein 2-like. Lineage: Eukaryota; Metazoa; Chordata; Actinopteri; Cyprinodontiformes; Cyprinodontidae. Gene Ontology annotation, cellular component: cytoskeleton of presynaptic active zone. Bases 344 to 3817 code for a protein of 1157 amino acids. The transcript is spliced from 20 exons. The record is from RefSeq and is a predicted model, not a curated record. Gene Ontology annotation, molecular function: structural constituent of presynaptic active zone. Gene Ontology annotation, biological process: maintenance of presynaptic active zone structure; neuromuscular synaptic transmission; regulation of synaptic plasticity.